AUGUUGAGAAAUGGAACCGCCGUGCGGCGGAUAUUGUUGCCUCCUACCAGAUUGAGGACAACCGAUCCAAUAGUCGAGGAAGAAGAGCUUUUGCCAGGCCCAGCAGAGCCAAAUUCUCGUUCCUUCGUGCCCGAGGAACAAGUUGACGAGCCUGAAGCAUGGACACCUGAGCAAAUAUGUCUCUGCAGUGCUAGGUGGAAGAGAUACCUGGAGAAGGUGCAAGUGUCGGCUCUUGGGGGAGAGGGUCAUGAGACAGAGCAGGACAGGUACCGGACUGUCUUGGAGAUGUUGGAGAGCGAAGAUGCCCGACUGGGGAAGGAAGGAUCGGAGGUUUCGCUGCAAAGAGAGAAGUGGGAGAUGAUGCAGCGGACUCGUCGAGUACGAGCUAGUCUUAGACCGCACCUCGACGAGCUGCAGGCCAUUGCCAACGCUGCUGAGAGGGUGCAGACGCACGAGACACGACUGGCCCAGAUGAAAACGGAACAGGAGGAGUGGCUGGAAGACAUUUCCAAGAAUCCCGGAUGGCUUUGCAGCUUUAAGAACGUCCGAAUCGGGGGCUUUUUUGAUGUAGACUCUGUGGAGGUUCGAGUUGUUACUGGACUUUCACACUCGAGGUACUACCUGGGCCACAGCGGCGGUGACUAUGUCUUUGAGUAUGGCGGCCCCGGAAUUACAAGUGGCGACGAAUACUGCCAGGGAGACGAGGCAUGGGAUCCGAAUGGUCCGGUAUGGAAGCAUCCUGGCUUGCACGGUGCAUUUGGCCUUGACCAGGGCGGUGCAGAGACUGCCAGCUUCAAGUUCCGGGGCUUAGUGCCACGGACCUGGAGAGAAUACUCGACAAGAUUUGAACUCGUCUGCAAAGAUGUCCUGCAGGUACUCGCCGCAUUCAUUUCCUUUGAGCCGGAGGGUGAUGGGCCCCUAUGGGGUGCCCAGUACCAGCACGUCCCGACAUUCUCUGAAAUCAACAUUCGGAUACUAGCCCAUGUGCGCGAUGCUUGGCGGAUGAGGGUUUCGCUCAAUCAUCCGUACCUUUGCUGGGCCCGGUCGAUUUUGGGCCAUCAUCCCCGGAUCUGCGAGUUCGCCUUCCUGGUCGAGCAACUGGAUGGAAGACUGAGCCGUGGACUUACCAGAGUGGCAAUGGCACCACUUAUCGAGACGGUAGAGUCGGCGACAGAAAGGGCCCUUGAAGAACUGCACGCCAUCUAUCAAGAUAUCCUGGGCAAAGAGGCAUUGAGGGAACUGCACGAAUCGAGAAAUAUUAAGCACUGCGUGCUUUAUGACAAGAAAGGCCAAGAAAUAGAGGUGAGGUCACAAUUAAUCCACACACCCUGA
This is a messenger RNA of Metarhizium brunneum ARSEF 3297, 1332 nucleotides long. RefSeq lists its product as uncharacterized. The record is from RefSeq and is a predicted model, not a curated record. Lineage: Eukaryota; Fungi; Ascomycota; Sordariomycetes; Hypocreales; Clavicipitaceae.